This is a messenger RNA of Ceratotherium simum simum (southern white rhinoceros), 2204 nucleotides long. Lineage: Eukaryota; Metazoa; Chordata; Mammalia; Perissodactyla; Rhinocerotidae. The record is from RefSeq and is a predicted model, not a curated record.
GUCCUGGCGGAGCCGGAGUGAAGCGGGGGACCCUCUGUGAUUCCCGAGACCCCCUUCCCGCUGGUCCUGGCAGCCUCUGUGGGGCGGGCGGAGGCGAGAAGGACGGUUCGGGAGCGCCCGCGGAGCCCGCUGACAGGGUCCCACCCUGGGAAGAUGGCCUACUACAGAAAAUGCAUUGAAACUGUGAUUGAGCAACUGGACAAAUUUAAACCUGAGAAGGACAGUCCUGAGCAGUUCCUGGAGGCUGCGUCCACCUCCCUGCAGACUCUGAGCCCCCAGAGGCAGGCGUUCGUUGUGGACGUUCUGUCCGGCUGCCUGGAGUACCGGAGCUUGCUAGCCGUCGUGGUGGACGCCUUCUACGUGCGGGACGGCCGGCUCUGCCUGUGGGCCGACUACAACCUCUUCGAGGUGAUCUGCUACCUGGCCACUUUCCAGCUGGACGAGCUUGGCUUCCAGGUCUUCUGCAACAUUGUCAAGUCCCAGCCCCUCGACAAGAUGCGCAAGUUUCUCAGGUUCUUCUUCAACCCCUUAAACCUGUGCUCAUGGAUCAAGGACGAGUGGAGCCUCAUCUACGAGAUGGCCCAUGUGAAGGAGAACUGGAUCGACCCCCUGAUGAGAUGGCAGCCGAAGGUCCAAGAGCUGAUCAACCAGCUGGAGGGGGUGUUGACCAAUCAGCCUUCUCUUUCAAAGACCAAGGCCAAGGUUACAGAGCCCAAGGAGUUCAAUCUGACUGCUCCCAGGCCCUGCACCAUCCCAGUGCUGGAGCCAGUCCCCAUCAUGGCCAAGCCAAGACCAGUCCCCAGAAGCACCUACCAGCUGCCCAAGGAGCAGCAGCUGCUGGAGAUGACCAAGAGAUAUAAUCGCUGGAAGGCUGAGGAGCUGCUGCUGAGGGCGAACAUGGAGGAGAUGCGGUGUGCGGUGCCCAGGUCCCGCGGGGAGCCACCGGUGCAGGACUCCAAGAAGAAGCUGCAGCUCCAAUUCCGGCCCCGAAUCCUCAAGACUCCAAAGCUGACCUUCUACAGGCCUAAUGAUGAUGUCCCGGUCAAGCUGAACACUGCCGCCAUCCUGCGAGAAGGGGCCUUAUUCCAGCGGCAGGUGGAGAAAGAGCUGCAGAGAGUGGAUCAGCUUGUGGACGGGGCUGGGGACUUCUCUGAGUUCCUCGAGUGGCAGAAGAAGAUGCAGGCAAAGGACCGGGAGGAGCAGCUGGCUGCAGGCGAGUGCCGGAGGCUGCAGGGGAAGCUUAGCCACGAGGAGGCUGUCCUGGCCCGGCAGCACCUAGUGCAGGAGAACAAGCAGAAGGCCGACCAGAAGAAGGAGGAGACAGCUGAGCUGAUGCAACAGUGUGCCAAGAGGCGACUCCAGGAGGAAAGGUCCAUGAAGGAGCUGGUGGAGCAGGUGAUGGAGGCACGGAAGAAUGUUCAAGUGGCACAGACAAAGCUCCUGAAAGGCCGACGGCAGAUAGUUCAGGAGGUGAUAGAGGAGAGCCGGGAACUGCUGCAGCGCAGCACAGAGGCAGCCAAGGAGGAGCAGAGGCGGCGCUGUGAGCUCAUCUCCCAGCUGCGAGCCCUGGAAACGCAGCCCACACGCAAGGGCAAGCUCGUGGACCUGACCCAGAUCCCCGGGUAUGGCCUGGAAGGGGAGAUGUCCAUCGUGGAGAUGCGUGGGCGGCUGGCCCUGCUCAAGGAGAUGCAGCGACGCGAGGAGGAAGAGAAGCGGGACCAGAUCAUCCAGGGCAAGCGUGCCAAGAGCCAAGAGCUGCAGAACGCGGUGGAGCAGAUCUCGCUGUGCCGCGCAGCCAUGGGCAGAUCUGCAGCCUUGAGGUGGGAGGAGAAGAAAGCUCUGUGGGCGGACCCGGGGGCGCCCUCCCAGGACGAGCGCGUGCUCGAGCUGCAGCGCAGGAUCGAGGAGAAGGCGGCCGAGCGCCGCAGGCAGGCGCGCCCGCUGCGCGUAGCGGCGCCUCGGGCCCCGCGCCCCNGCCCGCAGGCGCCGCUGGAGGCGCAGCACUGGCUGGAGUCGGAGCGGAGCCGCGAGCGCAGGCUCCGGGCGCUGCAGCAGGGAGGCUCGGCCUGCGGGCCCGCGAGACGCCUGGAGGCCGCCUGAGCCCGGCAGGCCGCCCCGGACCCCGCGACCCCCGCCCGAAUAAAGCGUGAGGCCGGCGGUGUCUGCCUCCUUUUCCUGGGCCGCGGGUUCCUCUCCAUUCCUCC